Messenger RNA from Colletotrichum gloeosporioides, 630 nucleotides. RefSeq lists its product as uncharacterized. The coding region runs from base 1 to 630 and encodes 209 amino acids. The record is from RefSeq and is a predicted model, not a curated record. The transcript is spliced from 2 exons. NCBI's taxonomy places the organism in Eukaryota, Fungi, Ascomycota, Sordariomycetes, Glomerellales, Glomerellaceae.
AUGGAAUACAACUGUGGCAUGACCGAGUAUCAAAUGAACAUUGAUGACGACUUUCGAAUACGGCGCCAGUUUGCCACGUUGCUCUCGCAGCUAGGCUCGGAAAAUCACAAGCUGGGGUCUAAAGAAGAUUUCGAUUUACACGGCUUGUGCUUUAGGUGGGAACUUCUACUGCCCGAUUCAGUCAGCUUGUUGCACUCUCAGCUAAUGCAUAGAAGAGCCUACGAAUGCCAAGUAGCCUUGGCCAUCCUGCGUCCUCUAAAGCCAGAAACACCGUUCCCUGCCGAUGACACCGUCGCCGACCUCCUGUUUGCGCAAUGCGAGCGCAGUAUCGAGGGCAUCGAAGACCACGAUCGCGCUUCUUCUGUUAGGAACGGUUCGCCGAUGAUACUGCACUUCCUUUUCAACAUCGCUGUCACUCUUGCUGGGAUCUUAAGGCACUUAGGGUCGCGGAACCUAUUUGCUAGGACGUGUCGGUUGAUACGAGAUCGCACACAUUACUUCCCGCUUGCGUGGCAAAUAUUACGAGGUCUUUCGAUAAUUGCGAUGAAUGGCGAAGACCAUAUACCCGAGGCUGCAAAAUCAUCGUUCGAGGGGUUAUUGCAGCUGGACGAGAGGUCUCAGAAGGGGUGA